This is a messenger RNA of Lates calcarifer (barramundi perch), 3882 nucleotides long. It is a transcript of the gene sema4gb, whose product is annotated as sema domain, immunoglobulin domain (Ig), transmembrane domain (TM) and short cytoplasmic domain, (semaphorin) 4Gb. The record is from RefSeq and is a predicted model, not a curated record. Lineage: Eukaryota; Metazoa; Chordata; Actinopteri; Centropomidae. The coding region runs from base 387 to 3044 and encodes 885 amino acids. Gene Ontology annotation, molecular function: semaphorin receptor binding; chemorepellent activity. Gene Ontology annotation, biological process: negative chemotaxis; axon guidance; positive regulation of cell migration. The transcript is spliced from 16 exons.
UGUGUGUGUGUGUGUGAGCAUUGGGUAGCUGCAGCAGCGGCAGAGCAGCUCUGUGUUUCGCAGCAGAGAGGAGGACUCAGAGGAUCUUUUUGUGGACUCCAGGAAACAAGCAGGUGAAGGUGACUACACAGCGUGCUGUGCUGUUUUUCCCCUCUCAGUGCUGCAGUCCAGGUCGGACAGGUGCACAUGGGUGGAUGUUUGCGCGGCCAUGGCUCUUAUCAAACGGAAUUGUAUUCUACUGUUCUCAGCUGGAGGAUAAUCAAAGAGUCUGCAUCCGCCUGCUGCCAGGCCUCAAAAACACACACACUUCUCACACUUAGAUUGUUUGUGCACAACAAAUUGAGUACAGUCGAAGCUGUGCUUGGACCCAAGCCUGUGUGUUAAACAUGGGAGACCAGCGAUCAGUUCAGCCCAUCCUGCUCCUGCUGCCGCUCCUACUGCUCCUCGCCAGGCUGUCACAGCUGUGGGCCUUCCCCUUCAGCCCAUCUCUGGACUUGGAUGUCACUCCCAGGACAACUGUCUUCUCCAAAGGUCUGCUGGGCAGCGCCCGCUUCACCGGCUCUUCCCAGAACUACAGCACCCUCCUGCUGGAGGAGGAGGCCGGGCUGCUCUACGUGGGAGGCAGAGGAGCUCUGCACGCACUCAACACCUCCAACAUCUCCACACCUGCAAACCUCACAAUUGAUUGGGAUGCUUCCCCUGAGCAGAAGAAGCAGUGUCUAAACAAAGGCAGAGACAAUCAGACAGAGUGUUACAAUCACAUCCGCUUUCUGCAGAGAUACAACGAGACUCACCUGUACGUCUGUGGAACAAACGCCUUCAGACCUCUCUGCGCUUACAUAGAUGCGGAGAGGUUCAGCUUCUCUUCAGGCUUUGAGGAGGGCAGAGACAGGUGUCCCUAUGACCCAGCUAAGGGAUACACUGGCCUCCUUGUCGAUGGCGAGAUGUUCACAGCCUCUCAGUACGAGUUUCGCAGCUCUCCAGACGUGCGCAGAAACUUCCCCUUCCCCACGCUCAGGACAGAGGAGGCCCCCACCCGGUGGCUUCUGGAGGCAGAUUUUGUGGGCUCUGUGCUGCUGAAGGAGAGCGUCAACAGCUCUAUUGGUGACGACGACAAGAUUUACUUCUUCUUCACGGAGAGAAGCCAGGAGCAGAUUGCGUACCCGAGCCAGACCAAGGUGUCCAGGGUUGCCCGAGUCUGCAAGACUGACUGGGGUGGCCAGAGGACCCUGCAGAGGAAGUGGACCACCUUCCUCAAGGCCAGAAUGGUGUGUUCGGUCCCAGAGUAUGAGCUGCACCUUAAUAUCCUGCGCAGUGUGUUUGUCCUGCACGGUCGGGACGCUCAAAGCAGCAUUUUAUAUGGCAUCUUCGGCCUGGAAUGGAAGAAUAUCAAAGCUUCUGCUAUCUGCCAGUACGCCUUCUCGGAUGUACAGAAAGUUUUCGAGGGGCCGUACAUGGAGGUGCAGGACUCAAAGUGGAGGGAGUACACGGGGAAGGUUCCAGAGCCACGACCUGGAUCUUGUAUAACAGAUAUGCACAGGUCCCAGGGCAUCAACUCAUCUCGUGACCUCCCAGACAACGUCCUCACUUUUGCCAGAAGGCACCCACUGAUGGCCAACCAGGUGCACCCGAUAGGGGUGCGCCCUCUCUUGUUCAAGAGGAGUGUCAACUAUGUCAAGAUUGCUGUGCACAGGGAGCCAGCACUGGAUGGAAAUAUUUAUACCAUCUUGUUUUUGGGAACCGAUGAUGGGUGGUUGCACAGAGCUGUAGACAUUGAUGGAGAAACGCAUAUCAUAGAAGAGCUGCAAGUGUUCGAUAAACCACAGCCCAUAGAGAGCAUGGUCAUAUCCUCGGUUCUGCGGAGCAUUUAUGUCGGCUCCCACUCCGGAGUCGUGCAGGUACCGAUGUCGGCCUGUCAGAGAUACACUUCCUGUUACGACUGCGUAUUCGCCAGAGAUCCGUUCUGCGGCUGGGACGGGAGGGUGUGCGUAGAGAUAUCUACACGUGCACAGAGGUCAAACCUAACCCAGGACAUCCUGGGAGGGGUCAGAGGCUGCAGGGAGAAUUCAGGAAAUGUGGUCCAUCGGAGGCGUUCUGUGAUGUCGGGUGACGAUGUGCUACUACAGUGUGAGCUACGCUCCAACCUGGCAACUCCACGCUGGACUCUAAACGGCAAAGAACUCCAGGGAUAUGACCUCAAUUCGGGCUACCGCAUCGGCACAGAUGGCCUCCUCAUAAUCGGAGCCCGCGCCCAACAGAGCGGGUCUUAUCGCUGCUUUGCUGUAGAGAACUCCGUUUCAGUGUUGGUUUAUCUUUACACAGUCAGGGUGCACACAGACCCGUACUUCCCCGUGGAGCCCACAGCCACGACUAACCCCACAACAGUUUCCAGCCCGACUGUUUUCUCCACCAGCAGCCCCACCGAGCAACCUCUGCCCUCACCUCCCGCCCCGCUGCCUCCUGGACCUGAGUUCCAGACCUACAGACACAUGGAGGCCGUGUACAUCUCUCUGGUGGCGGUCCUCGGGGGGCUUUGCUUGGUCUUGACUGUGGUGCUGCUUUACGUGAGCUUCUGCACCAGACAGGCCUCUCGGGACCGAAAGUUCUCUCAGCAAGGGCUACAGGUCCUGGGGGCCUCUGAGAGAAAAAGGAGCUCCCAUUUUGAACUUAAAACUAUCUCCAGCCACUGCAACGGCCGCCAGGGUCGUCGGUCCUUCUCUGUGCCAACCUUCGGUGACUUGGGCGACAGUUUCCUCCAGAUAGUUCCAGGCGAGGGCCAGAUGUCUCCAACAAAAACGCCUCCUCCAGCCCCUCCUCUUCCUAUGCCACCUCCACUUCCCAACAUGGACUACGCCAACGGGCUGUCAGCCACUCUGCCCAGCGUGCUGAGGAAGAUGAACGGGAACAGCUACGUGCUGCUGAGGCAGGCCGACCCCGAUGGCAUGUCGCCUCUCUACCACUCCUUCACAGAGGAGCUCAACAGGAUCCUGGAGAAGAGGAAACACACACAGCUGGACCUGCAGCCUGAUGAGAGCUCCAUCUAGGACGCCCCUCUCAGUCUUUGUCCCACAGUUAUUUAUUUUUACCCCAACUGUGACCCGUAGUUGUCGGGAGAACUGACUGUAUCAAACGCUGCUGUUAUUUACCCAGUGUCAGAGUACCUGCAGGUUGUGUCCUAACCUGAUCUGAAAUGUGCAGCCUCCUGUGUCUCCCGUGACAAAUGGCCCAUGAUUUCACUUCAACAAUGGACGACACUAACCAGAGAUUGCUAUUCAAAAAAGCGAAGCUGUGAAAAAUUUGGCCAAAGGCUGCACUGUUGCAUAAGAAAUAACCAUGAGUAGGGAGCUUAAUGAUGCUACCUCAGUGUAGACUCUCUGGAGGCUUGUGAAAGAUGGUAGCCAGGUGACACAAAAGGCAAAAGUGCAAAAUGGGGCAUGGGAUUAAAAAAAUACAAAUAAUAAGGCCAGGAGACGAUCAUGUGAUCAUGACACUGCGGAAGUGUUCAGGAAGUUUAUAGUGCCAUGUAUUGUUAUCCCUCUGUGGAGCUUGAAGUGAUACUCCACCCAAAAAUCUACAACUAAGCAUCAGGCAUUGAAAACAUGCCAUACCUUCCACAUUAUGUGCCUGGCCCUGUGUGUCCAUGAGUUUGCUGUGGCUUCCUGGUCUGAGGGGAGAACAGGUUUUACUCAUUUAUAGUUACAGGACUAAACCCUGUAUCACCUACACAACUUCCCUCUAGUCUAAAGGUCAUGAUAGUUUGAUUUGGCUGGCUUCUCUCAGGCGGAUCAGGGUUUUUUUCAUAGAGGCAAAAGGGAUGGAUGGCCUCCAGGUGUGUUGCAUUAAUGGCUAAUGAGGUAUACCCUCCACCCCCACCCCUUCCAA